GCCGUGUGUUAACAGGUCAUGGGGGCCUGUUUCGGCCGCUGCAUUUCCAAAGUGACAGACUCAUUGUCGUACAGGUUUUACCAAAGGCACACCAAUAUGUCCUUCCAAGGAGACGAACAAGUUGAGUUUAUAGAUGACAAAGGAGAUGCAGAUCAAUCUAUAGGAUCAAAAACCCUGUUAUCGUUUCUCUCCUUAAAUCGAUUCAAGAAAAAACAUGGAGUUCCUGUGACAUUGGAAUUGUUAGAAGAAGGAGGAUGGUCAAAGGGUACUAACAAAUAUGCCAGAUUAAAUUCUAGGAACAAUGCUUCAACAAGUUCUGGAUUGGAUACUCAACUUCAAAUUCUCGAUGCAAGGACGUUAAUAAAGCAACAAGCAUGUGUCUCUUCUACUCCUGGAUCAUCGUUAGAUUUGGAGUGGGAACAUGAAGGAAUGCCUCUACCAAUUAUGGAUGAUGAAAACAUCGAAAGUAACGAUGCGUCUAUAACUCAAACAUCAGUUAACAAUAGCCAGCCCUCUAGCUUGACAGCAUCUCCUUGGUCUAGAGUGUCUACACCAAAUAGUUUAGAAUGGGAUCCGGUCGAAGCGGAAAUGGUAUGUGUUGAUGUAGAGACUGAGCAGCUUUUGACUGAAAUAGAAAGAUUAACAGACAGAGCAUUAAAAGAAACAGGUGAAUGGACUAGCACUAGCUGA
Messenger RNA from Dufourea novaeangliae, 690 nucleotides. RefSeq lists its product as uncharacterized. The record is from RefSeq and is a predicted model, not a curated record. NCBI's taxonomy places the organism in Eukaryota, Metazoa, Arthropoda, Insecta, Hymenoptera, Halictidae. The transcript has 7 exons. Bases 19 to 690 code for a protein of 223 amino acids.